CUCUCUCUCUCUCUCUCUCUCUCUAUCUCUUUGUGAAACAGUAGAGAGAGAGAUAGAGAACAUGGAAAAGAAGCAGCAAGCCAGGACAAGGCAGCCUCCUUCUCUCUCUCUCUCUCUCUCUCUCUCUCUCUAUCUAUCUUUCGCUCUCUCUUUCCUUCUUUCACCCGAUAAAUCAAAUCUCCCAACGCCCAUAGAUGAUAGACUAGUGUAGAAACCUAUAACAGAAUUCAGAAUUUGAAGGCUCCAAACUAAGCAACUAACCCAUAAGAUUUGCUCAACUCAAACCCAACCCCAGUUUGCUGGCCGGUAACUAUCUCCCCUACAAUCUUGCUUCCAAAUCUCAAUUAGGUCAGAUUUCACCUUCUUCUCCACGCUCUGGGUUCCUCGACUUGGGUUUGGUUUUCGUUUACAGGUGCCGAGUCCAUUCCUCUUUGAAAAUUUCAAAGCACCCAUGAGUUUUCUCAUGGACUGCUCUGUCUCUGUUUCCUCUGCUUUUUGCUUCAUGCUCAAUUUACGGGCUGGUUAAUAAAUUCAUGGCUCCGUGAAUGUUCAUUCCGCGGUUUUCCCAUUUCGAUUGGGUGAUCAUGGGUUCCACCACGCAGUUUCUGUGCCGUAAACUGCUUCUCUUUCUCCGCAUUUUCUGGUUCGCUGCCUCCGCCUUCUUCAGGAGAUAUCUUCUCAGUUCAGAGGAGAAUACAACCCGUUCCGAUAUUUCUUUCGUAGAGAAGACUGGAAAUGGUUCGAGUCCUAAUGAGCCCGAACCGGAGUUGUGUCCACAGAUUGACGCAGAGGCUGAAGCCGAACAGGACGCCGUCGGCUUUGUUGCCGAUGGGUUUGGCCAGAAAGAGACAUCUGAGUUCAGUUUCGAAUUCAAGUUUCCUACUUUUGAAGAAUUCAGUCGAAGCAGGAAAGAAAAUGGAGAUUCUAUAAGCUUUGGAGAGACCAACAAGUACGAGUUCAUGCCCAUGAAGAGUUGUUCCAGAUUUGUCGAAGAACCAGAGACCGUCAGUUUUGCGGAAGGACGAAGUACGGAUAAGGAUUUUGUCCAAAUUAGUUCUGAAGCAAAAGCGGUUGUCGAAGAAGUACCACAGGGGCAGGAGAAUGUUGCCGAGAAAAUUGAGGCAAUGGCAUUUGAGGAAGAGAAGGGGAAAGAAACAGAUGCCCUGGACGAGCAUGAUAGCUUCGAUCAAGGCGAGAAGGAGGACUCAUCCACUCUUGAUUCUGAUUCUGGGUCAAUCAGCUCUAGUCCUCUGCGCUUGAUUUUGAACCGUUUGAUUGAUUCAUAUAGCGAUGGUUUUCUCUCGGACGGAGAUUUUAGGGAAGAGUUCGAGCUUGACAACUUGGCGGAAAACAAUGGAGACGAGGUGGAAUUACACGACGAAUUGUCGGAUUUAGAUGAAAAUUAUUUGGAUUAUUCGAGCAAGGUACACAAGGAGGAUGGCUUCCAUGGAGAAGAGGAAGAUACCUACACGAUGGAAGAACUGAGGAAACUAGAAGAGGCUCAUUUGCAGAACGUAGGCAAGUUAAGCUCAGAUUUUCUUUCCGAGAAAGAUUUCCGAACGGAAGAAGACAAUCCCAAGAAUGAAGAACAUGGUAAAAAGCCGGCAGAAACAACAGCCGAUUCUGGGAAAGUCAGUUCGAAGAAUUCAUCGGACUGGGAUUCGGAGGAUUCAAACAAGUUGGAAUCAUUGUGGGAACAUCAAGAAUUGAUCGAACAGCUGAAGAUGGAGCUGAAAAAGGUCAGAGCCACAGGGUUGCCCACAAUUCUAGAGGAAUCCGAGUCUCCCAAGAUUUCAGAAGACUUGAAGCCCUGGAAGAUCGACGAGAAGUUCCAGCACGCUGAUCGAAUGGACGAGCUUCACAAGCUCUACAAAAGUUACAGAGAGAGGAUGAGGAAAUUCGAUAUCUUGAAUUACCAGAAGAUGUAUGCCAUAGGGUUUCUGCAGCUAAAGGACCCGUUACAAUCAGUGUCGAACCCAAAAUCGUCAGUUCCAUCCUUUGGGUCCAUUUUUUCACAAAGUUUGUUCCCAAGCAAACGCAAGAAAAUUGGAAGCGACCCUAUGAUGAAGUUCGUUAAAGAGCUGCAGGGUGAUUUAGAAGUGGUAUACGUGGGGCAGAUGUGCCUUUCUUGGGAAAUCCUGCACUGGCAAUACGAGAAGGCCUUGGAGCUGUGGGAAUCAGACCCUCGUGGAAUACGUCAAUUCAACGAAGUUGCUGGAGAGUUUCAACAGUUUCAAGUGCUCGUACAGAGGUUUACCGAGGACGAGCCUUUUCAGGGCCCGAGAGUUCAGAAUUAUGUCAAAACUCGAUGCGUCCUUCGCAAUCUUCUUCAAGUUCCAGUUAUAAGAGAAGACAGCGCCAAGGAUAGAAAGAAGGCGAUGAAAAGAAGAGAGGGAGGCGACGACGACUACUACAGCAUCACAAGCGACAUGCUGGUGGAGAUCAUGGAGGAGUCGAUACGAAUCUUUUGGCGGUUUGUUCGAGCCGACAAGUAUUGUUCCACCGGGGCUGCUGCAGCAAAAUGUGGACGAAGAGGAUCACCGCAUCCAGAGCUUCAGGACCCCCAAGACGCGGAGCUUUUGAUGGAGCUCCGAACAAAUCUCAGAAAGAAAGAGAGGAAGCUGAAAGAGCUGCUGAGGAGUGGGAAUUGCAUACUGAAGAGGCUGAGGAGGAGCGAAGAGGAGGAGUCGGAGCAAGUGCUAUACUUCUUCUCCCAAGUGGACAUGAAACUGGUGGCCAGGGUGCUUAACAUGUCUAGAAUUACAACAGAACAGCUAAUAUGGUGUCGCAAUAAAUUAAGCACCAUUAGUUUUGUAAACAGCAAGAUACGCAUUGAUCCCUCCUUUUUCCUCUUCCCCUGUUAAUAAUAAUUAUAAUUAAUAAUAAUUCAUUCUCUCUCUCUC
Messenger RNA from Diospyros lotus (date-plum), 2903 nucleotides. RefSeq lists its product as uncharacterized. The record is from RefSeq and is a predicted model, not a curated record. Lineage: Eukaryota; Viridiplantae; Streptophyta; Magnoliopsida; Ericales; Ebenaceae. The coding region runs from base 546 to 2864 and encodes 772 amino acids. The transcript is spliced from 5 exons.